This is a messenger RNA of Xyrichtys novacula (pearly razorfish), 1266 nucleotides long. Lineage: Eukaryota; Metazoa; Chordata; Actinopteri; Labriformes; Labridae. The record is from the annotation of a GenBank genome assembly.
AUGAACUCACCCGAGGGGUGCCCAGGAAAACCCUCACUGACUCACCGCCCACUCCAGCGCUCAUCCUCACAUUUAAAAAGUGGUCCGAGUCCCUUCACAUCACAGAGCACCAAACACUCACCGGAGAGACGAACCCACGGUCACACACUCAUUCAUCCCAACGUUAACUGUCUUCAUCAUGACUUUUGGCUUCAGGACUUCUGCUGCGGCUCUUCUUUGGCUCCUCGCGGCUGUAACGUGCGCUCCGUCCAGGUAUGGAGUGCAGGACGCAUGCGCAGAUGUAAAGCGCAGCUCGAUGGAGCUAAAUCAGCAAGCCAAGAUUGCAUCAAUUGAGGUAUACAUGUAAUUUUUUAAAAUUGUUUUAAUGUCUUAUUAACGUUAUAGGAUUUACAAUUAUGUUUUUGCCUGUUCUCAAAUCUGAGGCAGUUCUGCAAACAUAUGAGAUGAUAUUUAUUUUAUUUUGUAUCAAGUGUGAACUUCUCCUAUUAUCAUUAUUACUAUUAUUAUUUGUAGCAAUAAUUUAAGCAUACGUUUUUUUGUUGUUCAAUGAAAUGCAAACCGAGUGUAUUUGUCUCUGAUGGACCACAGGCUCGAAAUGGUGACAAAUCUGAAUCAAAUUUCACCACUUCACUGGCUUGGAUGGAGGCAAAAGACAUGUGCAACCCAGAGGCCCUCCAGCAGCAGUCAUCGGUAUGUAACAAAACCACCAAAUAUCGCUUUUUCACUUUAAAUAGUCAUAAGAGACAGUAUUUUAAUGGGCUUGACAGUGGGUUCCUGUGAUUACUAAGUGCCUUUCCUUCCUCAGACAUGCAUUGGGAAGAUGCUUGAGGUCCUGAGGAAUUAUGAUGCUUAUGUGGAGAAGAUAUCCAAAUUCGAAAGCUGCUCACAGUUUGCCAAUAAAGUGAAACCGGCUCUGAUCAACUUCCACCGAGAUGUGAGCAUAUGUGUGAGGUCCAGGGCAGGGAUGGAGCACCACGAGGUGAGCUCAAUCCCCCAAAUAAAAGUCCAACAAACUUUCAUAUUUUUUAACAACAGCUUCAGAAGCCUUACAGCUUUAAUUCAUGUUUUUUUGUUUAUUUUUUUCUGAUUCUGCAGGAGUCUGACGCCAGUCUGGAUGACUCUCAGUCCCUCCAUCCCUGGCAGGAGCCUCUCCUCUGCCACUACACCUUGGACAGGCUCUUCUCUUUCUCCAUCCUGAGUGCUCGAGUCUUCGCUGUCGGAGAUCCGGCUCAUCACUCAGAGGGCUCGGCUCAGAAGUGCAUGUAG